AUGGCCAUACGCAUAACUACAAGUACCGGACCCCAGAAGUCCAAACUUAGCAAUUUAAGUAUCCAGCCUGCAGAUCAGGCUAUCAUCAAGGAUAUUCCAUUGUGGCAGAAUGGUUGCAACGUAACGUCCAGAAUCGACACUCGGGAUUCCCCCUUCCCUCACCAACGACAGGGCCUUGCUCGGCGGGCGUCCCCUAUCAAAUUCUCCGUAAAUCCUAGGAAAGCUGCCCUAAGCGGAUCUAUAUGUCUCUCACCCAGCGGGUGA
Paracoccidioides brasiliensis Pb18 is the source of this 264-nucleotide messenger RNA. RefSeq lists its product as uncharacterized. Bases 1 to 264 code for a protein of 87 amino acids. The transcript has a single exon. The record is from RefSeq and is a predicted model, not a curated record.